AUGUCGUCUCCUUCUGCGUCCCUCCGCAAGAGAGGGCCCGCGAAACGAGAUGUCGCCGAGCCAGUCCCCCCCGAGCCUCGCAAGGGCGGCCCUGCAGCUGCUGUUGUUUCUGCCAAACCACCUUCAGAAUGGGAUUACUGGGUUGGAAUGGUUGUCAUGACAGCGCUGGCUUUCCUCACUCGGUUCUGGAAUAUUCACUAUCCCGAUGAAGUUGUUUUUGACGAAGUGCAUUUCGGAAAGUUUGCAUCGCAUUAUUUACAACGCUCGUACUUCUUCGAUGUCCACCCUCCCUUUGCCAAACUACUCUUCGCUCUUGUCGGCUGGCUGGUCGGCUACGAUGGCAGCUUCACCUUUGACAACAUUGGCGAGUCAUACAUUGACAACAAUGUCCCGUACAUCGCCUACCGCUCUUUGCCUGCCACGCUCGGAGCGCUGACGAUCCCGGUCGUUUUUGACAUCAUGUGGGAGUCUGGUUACUCCUUGCCAGCAUGCGUUCUAGCGGCCGGUCUGAUGGUCUUUGAUAAUGCUCACAUUGGCGAGGAUCGCUUGAUUCUGUUGGAUGCAUGCUUGGUCUUGAGCAUGGCUUUGAGUAUUUUGUGCUACGUCAAAUUCUACAAGCAGCGUCACUAUGAAUUCUCGCGCAAGUGGUGGAAAUGGCUUCUCCUGACCGGUAUCUGCCUGAGCUGUGUCAUCUCUACCAAAUACGUCGGUGUCUUUACCUUUGUCACCAUCGGUUCGGCUGUUGCUAUUGACCUCUGGAACCUCCUCGAUAUCAAGCGCCCUCGAGGCACCCUGUCGCUGUUCAAGUUCGGCCACCAUUUCGCGGCACGGACAUUUGGUCUUAUCAUUGUUCCGUUCUUCUUCUACCUGUUCUGGUUCCAAGUUCACUUUGCCAUUCUCACCCGAUCUGGACCUGGAGACGAUUUCAUGACGCCCGAGUUCCAGGCUACGCUUUCUGAUAACUCGAUGAGCGCCAACGCUAUUGACAUUAAUUACUUUGACGACAUUGUGAUCCGCCACAAGGACACCAAGGUUUUCCUCCACAGCCACUUUGAUCAGUAUCCUCUUCGUUAUGACGACGGCCGUAUUUCCAGCCAGGGACAGCAAGUUACAGGUUACCCGUUCAAUGACACCAACAACCACUGGCAGAUUUUGCCGGCAAACCCUUUGCCUGAAGACACCGAGGGUCUCGGCCACAAGGUCAAGAAUGGAGACAUUGUCCAACUCCGACACCUGUUUACCAACUCAAUUCUUCUAACGCACGAUGUGGCCUCGCCUAUGAUGCCCACCAACCAGGAAUUUACCGCUGUGCCGCUGGAGCUGGCCGCCGAGGAACGACGUGAGGAUACUCUGUUUGAGAUCCGAAUCGAGAAUGGAAAGGCUGGUCAGAAUUUCCGAUCUCUCUCCAGUCUUUUCAAGCUUGUCCACGUUCCUACUAAGGUAGCCAUGUGGACACAUCCUACCCCUCUCCCGGACUGGGCUUACAAGCAAGCCGAGAUCAACGGAAACAAGAACAUUUUGCAGUCUAGCAACGUCUGGUAUAUUGACGACAUUCCGUCGAUUCCCGAAGGCUCACCGCGCUUUGAGAAAGAAGAACGCAAGGUCGAGCAGAUGUCAUUUGUCCGCAAGUGGGCGGAGCUGCAGCGUGCCAUGUUCUUCCAUAACAAUGCUCUCACCAGCGAGCACCCAUACGCAAGCGAGCCGUUCCAAUGGCCAUUCCUUCUCCGCGGUGUUAGCUUCUGGACCAAGAACGACACUCGCGAGCAGAUUUACUUUUUGGGCAACCCAAUUGGCUGGUGGCUCACCAGCAGUCUGCUGUCUGUGUUUGUUGGUAUUGUUGGUGCUGACCAGCUAUCUUUGCGACGGGGCAUCGACGCUGUUGAAGAGAUUUGGGGCCCUGGUGCUCGUGCUCGACUUUAUAACAGCACCGGUUUCUUGUUCUUGUGUUGGGCUGCUCACUACUUUCCGUUCUGGCUGAUGGGUCGCCAGCGUUUCCUGCACCAUUAUCUCCCAUCCCACGUCGCCUCCUGCCUUGUGGCUGCCGCUCUAGUUGAAUUCAUCUUCACAUUCGACACGAUUCCUCCACCGCGCGCAGAUAUUGUGGCCGACCCUUCAAGCAAAAGCAAGGUUGUCUUGCGCCGUUCCCGCACAGCCAAGGAGCGCCUGGGCACGCGAUCUCUGCUCGCAGGCUGGGCUGCCACCGGCGCUAUCCUGGCUGCUGUGAUUUACUCGUUCCUGUUCUUUGCGCCGCUCACAUACGGUACUCCGGGACUGGAAGCGGAUGGCGUGAAUGCCAGGAAAUGGCUCUCGUACGACCUUCAUUUUGCCAAGUAG
Messenger RNA from Talaromyces rugulosus, 2334 nucleotides. RefSeq lists its product as uncharacterized. Gene Ontology annotation, molecular function: dolichyl-phosphate-mannose-protein mannosyltransferase activity. The transcript is spliced from 3 exons. Gene Ontology annotation, cellular component: endoplasmic reticulum; membrane. Lineage: Eukaryota; Fungi; Ascomycota; Eurotiomycetes; Eurotiales; Trichocomaceae. Gene Ontology annotation, biological process: protein O-linked glycosylation via mannose. The record is from RefSeq and is a predicted model, not a curated record. Bases 1 to 2334 code for a protein of 777 amino acids.